AUGGUGAAAGGCGACGUUAAAGACAAGCACGGCGAUACUAUCCAUGAGGGUGAUUAUGUCUUUACCCGCAUUCGAGGUGGCUCACACCAAGGGGAGGUCGAAAGAAUUGUCAUGGACGAGCAGGAAGCCGAAGAGGAGGGUGUCAAGAACCCCCCGAAGGUGAGAUGGUCCCGACUUUGUAGAGACUUUGUAGAGGAUAUUGCUGAUAUCACCAUUCACACUAUUCAGGUCGUAUUUCAUGAUCAGCGUGGCAAGAAAGUCGCGCAUAAUCCAGAGACCCUAGAAAAGAUGGAACAUGAAUAG
This is a messenger RNA of Aspergillus oryzae RIB40, 303 nucleotides long. RefSeq names its product DUF2945 domain-containing protein. The transcript is spliced from 2 exons. The record is from RefSeq and is a predicted model, not a curated record. NCBI's taxonomy places the organism in Eukaryota, Fungi, Ascomycota, Eurotiomycetes, Eurotiales, Aspergillaceae. The coding region runs from base 1 to 303 and encodes 100 amino acids.